AUGUCGUCCUUUUUCACAAUCCCAGCGUCUCAGCGCAAGCGGAAGAGAGACGAUCGUGUGGUCGCACCUGGGUCAAAGAAGCGCGGAAUUGCAGCAAAGGGAGAUGCUCGAGAGGACGCAUCACGGAGACGAAAAGAGUCCGAGGACGAAUCUAUAUCAGGCAGCGAUCUCGAAGACGACGAGGAUGUUUCAGGAUCUGAACGCUCCGACGAUGCGACUUCAGAAGACUCGGACGAGGGCGAGACAGCAGCAGAGCGAAGAUUGAAGCUUGCGGAAAGAUAUUUGGAAAAUAUUCGUGAGGAAGUUGACGAGGCUGGGUUUGAUGCAGCUGAGAUUGACCGUGAUCUCAUUGCUGAACGAUUGAAAGAGGAUGUCGACGAAGCAAAAGGUCGCAUAUUCCGAAAGAUCGCAUCGCAACUCAACUUCUCUAGUGCUUCACAUUCUUUCUUCCGAGCCGAUACCCAGACAACUACCGCCGUUGCUAUCCAUCCUCCAUUCGCAUACACCGUUUCAAAAGACCGAACCCUGAUCAAGUGGGAACUAAUCUCUCCCAAAACGCCGCAAGCUACACAAAAUAAUACAGAGCGGAAACGGCCAGACCAUUCUGGAAAGAAGAAACCAGUCCAACUGAAAUUCGUCAAGGGUCUGAAGAAAGUUCGGGGGAGCAAGGAACCUCAAGGACAUACUGGAAAUAUCUUGACUCUUGCGGUCUCACCAUCCGGCCGAUAUCUUGCCACGGGAGGUGAAGAUAAGAAACUAAUAAUCUGGGACGCUGAAACGCUCGCUCCAAUGAAAACAUUUACGCAGCAUCGGGACUCUGUCGCGAGUCUCUCGUUUACACGACACAUUUCUUCACAUAGCUCUGGAGAACAAUUGUUCUCCGGCUCAUUUGAUCGUACAAUCAAGACAUGGUCUCUUAGCGCCGGAGGUCAUGCAUACGUUGAGACUCUAUUCGGACAUCAAGAUCACGUUUCCGCGGUAGCAUCGAUGAUGGCAGACCAAUGCGUGAGUGUCGGAGCCCGCGACCGAACAGCCCGUCUAUGGAAAGUCAUUGACGAAACCCAACUCGUGUUCCGUGGCGAAUCAUCCAAGAAGGAAGAAUACCAAAACAAUGCCAUUGACUGCGUGGCUGUUAUACCGCCCACACACUUCGUUACGGGGUCCGAUUCAGGCUCGUUAUCACUGUGGUCUAUCCACAAGAAGAAGCCUCUACAUACCAUCCAACUUGCACAUGGAGUCGAUCCGGUACCGCCCCCAGAAAAAGUAUCGUCUGAAGCAGAUCCUGAGAUCGGGGCUCGCAACACCCGCUUCAUGCGACCCAUGCCGCGAUGGAUUACAGCCUUGAGCACGGUACCCGGUACAGAUAUCGUGCUCAGCGGAAGUUGGGACGGCUGGAUCCGAGCAUGGCGUGUAUCAGACGACAAAAGAACACUCAUCUCCCUCGGCCCCGUAGGCUCCGUCCGAACAACAGCUCAACCGAAACACACAUUCUUCACCAACGGCGAAGACUCCAACCUACCGCAAGAACAACCUACUACAGACACUAUGGAACUCUAUCCUAAACCAGCCACCAAUCUCAAAGAACCACUUCUCAAAGGCGUCGUAAAUAGCAUCGCAGUCUUUGAACGACGACCCGAAACCGCCUCAACAGCCAAGCCUCAAAAGAAGAAUAAAAUAUCAUCCUCGACAAAAGGUCAAGUCUCAAAUACGCGCGGAUUAUGCAUCGUAGCCGCCCUCGGCAAGGAGCAUCGCUACAGUCGCGCCCAACCCUUCGCACAGAACCAUUACACCGGUCCCAGUGCGCAAGGCCGGAAUGGAGCGGUAGUCUUCGAAGUGCCGUUCUUCGAUAAUGUGGAUCAUGACCAGAUAGAAUUGGAGGCUGAGGCGGCUGAAUAA
This is a messenger RNA of Talaromyces amestolkiae, 1896 nucleotides long. RefSeq lists its product as uncharacterized. Gene Ontology annotation, cellular component: small-subunit processome. The record is from RefSeq and is a predicted model, not a curated record. Bases 1 to 1896 code for a protein of 631 amino acids. The transcript has 2 exons. NCBI's taxonomy places the organism in Eukaryota, Fungi, Ascomycota, Eurotiomycetes, Eurotiales, Trichocomaceae. Gene Ontology annotation, molecular function: protein binding; snoRNA binding.